Molecule: messenger RNA, 1533 nt
Organism: Mesorhabditis spiculigera
Lineage: Eukaryota; Metazoa; Nematoda; Chromadorea; Rhabditida; Rhabditidae
Source: the annotation of a GenBank genome assembly
AUGGAUUUGCUGAUGGAGGAGAUGGAUGAGGAUUGCGCACAUAAAAAACCAACGACAAACGUCUCCUCCGACCAGUUCCCGCCCGAUCUCUUCACCCUCGAUCAGCGCCGCCACGGCGCUAUUGUUUUGCAUUUUGGAGGCCUUGUCUACAUGUUCGUGGCGUUGGCGGUGGUGUGCGACGAGUUCUUCGUCCCCAGUCUCUCCGUCCUAACCGAAGUGUUCGCGAUCAGCGAUGACGUGGCUGGGGCAACAUUUAUGGCAGCCGGCGGCUCGGCUCCUGAGUUUUUCACCUCAGUUUUCGGCGUGUUCGUCGCGCACAACAAUGUCGGCAUUGGGACGAUUGUUGGCAGCGCCACGUUCAACAUCCUGUGCGUGCUGGCGUUUUGCACGCUCUUCUCGCGCGAUAUUUUGCACCUCACCUGCGACAUGACGUUCUACAUCUUGGCCCUGUUCUUCCUGGUGCUCUUUUUCGCCGACGAGAAUAUCGAGUGGCUGGAGGCGUUGGCCCUGUUUGCCAUCUACAUUUUAUACGCACUUUUCAUGAAGCACAACGUGCAGCUGGAGCGCUUCGUAAAGGUGAUAAUAUCCUCGGCGAGGCCCAACGACAAAGUAUACCGACUCGACGCAGCUGGCAAUAACAACCUCAACCUCGGCCAUCAUACGCAGCCGCCAUCCCCGACCGGCGGCCCAAACGUCAUCACUGUACAGCCGUAUGAAAACGGCAGCAGGAGAGAGAACGGGCUGAAAACGGUGAGCGGGUUGGUGGACAAGUCGGAGACGCUCCAAAACGGGCACUCUAACGGCCAGAAUGGUGGCGGCCAUUCGCUGAUGAACGGUGUCACUUUUGAAAAGGUGACGCUGGCCGAUGAAGUGGACGAGCCCCUCGACCUCUCGUGGCCAGAGGGCAGGAUGAAACAACUCGUCUACGUUCUCCUAGCCCCUAUUAUAUUCCCGCUCAGCCUCACGCUGCCGGAUGUCAGGAAACCGGAGAACCGCCGCUGGUUCGUGGUGACAUUCGGCGGGUCGGUGCUGUGGAUCGCCUCCUUUUCGUAUUUAAUGGUCUGGUGGGCGAAUACGAUCGGCGAGACGUUGGCCAUCCCAACCGAGAUAAUGGGCCUAACGAUCCUCGCUGCCGGGACAUCAAUUCCGGACCUGAUAACAUCAGUGAUUGUCGCGAGAAAGGGCCUCGGCGAUAUGGCCGUCUCCUCCUCCAUCGGCAGCAAUCUUUUCGAUAUUUGUGUUGGGCUUCCGGUGCCGUGGUUGGCCUAUUUCUUGGCCACCUUCUUCCGCACCCACUUUCAGCCGGUGCCCCCAAUUCCUGUGAUAUCCAAUGGUCUCAUCUGCUCUGUGGGCCUACUUUUUGCGAUGCUAAUUGUUCUUGUCAUUUGUGUAGCCGCUUCAAAAUGGCGUAUGGACAAAUUCUUCGGGCUGGUGAUGAUCGUUUCCUAUGUCAUUUUUUGCAUAUUUUCCAUUUUCCUUGAGACGGGCCACGUCACGUGCCCGUUGCGUAUUUUCGGGAGCGGCCGGAGUUGC